CUGUAGCCUGACAAAAAAAUGUACGCGAAAAGAAAGCCGAAAGGCUAGACGACUUCUUUUGUAGCAUGCAGAAACUAAGACUCGUAGCUACGAAUUUUUAGAGAUAUAUGGCUGGGACCUAAAUCUCGAUAAGUACUCUACUUGAGACUUACUUAGAGCCAUCCAUAACAGCAUAACAUGGAUUUUAAGGAAGAUUCAAAGAGACUAACGUUUCGAAGAUGUUACAGCGAGCCACCCCUUGGAGGCCGAUUGACAGUGUCUUCAAGACAAUCUAACUCAAGUGCUCAAUCUUUACAAGAAAUAAAAUCUACACAGCAAAAGAAUUUGUCCCAAAAACUGAGCCCUGGAGGGCGAAGUGGAGUUGUUGUUCGCUCUAGUACUUUUCCUCUGCUACCAACACUCAACAACAAGCCUAAAAAGAACAACCAUUUUUCGGAAAGCGAGAAUAAUCUGCAACCUAGUUUACCAUUGUUUUCAAAUUUGAUAACCCCAAGUCAGCGAGGAGUCCUACAAGCUCGAAAGUACCAACUUAGGAGUAGAUAUACUAUCGAUGCAAUGAAAGCACCGCCGAUAAAGAAGGAGUUGCCCUCAAAUCCUCUACGGAAACGAGUGCAAGAGAUCAACGACGAUGAUAAAGAUAUAAGUGGUACUCCUAAAGUUCCAGCUGAACCAGAAGCAGAGUUAUUGUCCGAUCUCUACUGCCCUUAUUCUAGCCACCAAACAUCUAUUCGCAGACUUUCUGUAAUAACAGAAAAGUCAAACUUCUCAAGAACAUCAAAUAAGACAGCAUUUUUCGACUUAGAAGACGAGAACGAAGUGAAUAGGAGUAUUCUACCAUCUGUCGAGAGGACAUGUGUCAAUAAAAGACCAAGUCAUUUGGAGAAAAACUCGCGAUCGAGGAAGCUUCAAGAACAUGUUCAGAUGACAGAAAAACAGUUCAAUCCUUUGGAGAGUAAAGCAAGUUUACUAAGUAAUUGGUUUAAAACUUUGGAAACGGAGGGCUAAAGUAAGAGAGUUAUAUAGACGCAGAAUAGAGCAUUUUGAAAACCACUUAACGCUAACUGCUCUUGAUAUGCCGGAACCUGCAAUUUGAAUUUCAUUCAAUUCAGUAGGUCACACAACCGCCUUUGUUUUUUUUAAAAUGGGAAUUAGCGGCUGUUCGCUGUAAGUUGAACACAUGACACUAAUACUAAUGUGCCAAAUAUCUUAAUAUUUUAAGCCGAGAUGUAUUGGCCAUUAUGGUCAAACCACUUCCAACCGACAUCAAAUCCUAAUAAUUUAAGCUCGUGCAAAUAUGAUUUUCAUAUUCCAUCGUUCUUGCUUUAGCUUCUUGUUCUUUGCUCGAGGUCCCGUCCAUAUUAAUAAAUGUUUUAGAAUUUGCUGCAGGAAAAAAUAGCAUUUUCUGCCAACUUCAUUCGUACAAUGUUGCUAAGUGUCGCUGAUAGAAUCAACCUUAAAUAUUUUGAAUUUUCUGCGCCAUAUUUGGUAUUCCUGCUGCUGUCACUGAUAUUAGCUUUUAAAGUGUCACAGAGUAAAGCUGAAAUAUUUUGAAUUUUCUGUGCACAACAUUUUUGGUUGUCGUGAGACAGUGUUGGUGCUGUUGUUCCUGCGAGAGUAGCAGGCUGUAGCUUGCUUUCGUGUUGGCAAUUCAAAAACAUCGAUAAUAGCAUGUGUUUUCGAAUUCAUUGCUAGAAAAAAAGUUGCAGCAAUUAUCGACCCCUUGCUCAAUUUGGAGGACAAAACGAAAGAAUUUCAAUCUCCUGAGAAUUGAAAACCUAUUGUUAUGUCCUCCAAAGUUGAGAUGAAGUUUCGAUGUGCCACAAGGGGUCUAUUUGGUUUAUUGAGAAGGACCUAGGUGAUAAACUGGUUGCUUUGUUUCGUUUAAUAUGAUGUUUUUCAUAUUAUAUUCAUUGGCUUCAAGAGCUGAGGUUAAUUAACCUACUCAGUUUAUCGUUAUCUGCUAAUAACGUUUUGAAGUCGAGUAAUUUAGCUUACCGGUCAGAUGCUCUUGAAUAGUCCCUUUCGCAUUUCCCUGCGGCAACUUGAAAGGUAGCCGUGCCUUUGCAUCGAAGCGAGACGAACGGUGAGUUUGCAGUGAUAAAAAAUGUAAAUAAUUGUCCAAAGUGUUAAAAAAAGUCUCUAUCAUUGCGAUGGCGCAGGGAACUGUAAAAAGGUGCUGGAGUCUUUAAUAUAAAUGGUGUGCAUGACAAUGAUAAUUCAUAAUUUAUAAUUAGAGAUAAUUUAGUUUGGGCGUAAUGUUUCCCCAUUUCAGACCCCGUCUCAUUCCCUAGAGUAUCAUUUCAUUUUUUAAUGGUUAGACAUUAGAAGACACAUGAAUAUGGACACAACUCAAACAAAGAAUCUUAUUCUCAAGAAAAUGACACGUGGUCUGAAAUGGAAAAGCAUUGUGCUCAAGUUAAAGAGGUUUAAUAAGCCUUUUCAUAGUUUAAGAAUUGAUUCCACUGCGCAUGCGAUUUUAUCCCGAAUUUCUUACCUUCUUUUGUCUAAACCUUCUUUUGUUCUUAAUUAAACAAAAGAAGGUGAGAAAUUCGGGAUAAAAUCGCAUGCGCAGUGGAAUCGAUUCUUAAACUAUGAAAAGGCUUAUUGGGAGUCAACAGAGAGAUUUUUUGAUAGAUAAUAUUGCGUUUCUAAUAUAACAUAUUCAAGUUCAAGUUCAAGUUACAGAAUAAGAAAAGAUUAAUGACAGAUAUUAAAAAAAAACCUAAUUAAAGAAAGUUUUAAAUAAUGGAAAAGUGUGUAGUGAUCAAAGGAGCAUAGCUUUCGAGUUGACCACUGCACUGGAUAGGUAAGAUGGAAGCCGGCUCAAAUGCGAAGUCUUAUAAAUAUAUAUAAUACUUAUAUUUAUAUAUAUUUAUGGUAUGCAACGGAUAUUUUAAUGUGUGUGUGUGCUUUUAAUCCCAAUUAUUCGGAUAAAAUGACAUAGGUGUGAAUAUUAAGGAGUGAAUAAUAAAGUGUGCAAAGAAAAAGCG
Messenger RNA from Actinia tenebrosa (Australian red waratah sea anemone), 2990 nucleotides. RefSeq lists its product as uncharacterized. Lineage: Eukaryota; Metazoa; Cnidaria; Anthozoa; Actiniaria; Actiniidae. The record is from RefSeq and is a predicted model, not a curated record.